CCCCCGCCCCUCCCUCCGCGACGGCUGCCGGGCAGCGGGAAGACGGAGGCGCACCUGGGCCGUCGCGGGGCCGAGGUCCACUUCUGCGGCGCGGAGCCGCUCCCGCCCGGCCUUGUCUCAGCGCGAGCUCUUUCUUGCCGCUCCUGCUCCAGCCAAACGGGCCUAUUUGGGCUGGGGGCGAAGAGGAAAGGUGACCCUGUCCAGUCCGGCCACUCUCCAAGCUCUUUUUUCGCCUCCUUCGCUGCAGUCUUUGAAGCACGGCUACCUGCCCUCACCCCCAGUUCCCUGCGCUUUCCUCGCCCCUGCUCCUCAGUGCACAGUCGCAGGGCGAGGCAAGUAAGAAGACCGUUAGGAUGCCUAUGGUAACGCGGAGGCUGAGAGAUCCAGACAUCAAUCCUUGCUUGUCGGAAUCUGAUGCUUCUACCAGAUGCAUGGAUGAAAAUAACUAUGACAGGGAAAGGUGUUCCACUUACUUCUUGAAGUACAAAAACUGCCGAAAGUUCUGGAAUUCUGUUAUGGCCCAGAGAAGACAGAAUGGAGUAAAGCCACCUAUGCCUACAGCAGCAGAGAGAGACGAAAUCUUGGGAGCACUGGGAAAGAUGCCCUAUUGAAUGUUUGCAUUAAACUUAUUUAUAUAACCUUGCA
This is a messenger RNA of Tupaia belangeri chinensis (Chinese tree shrew), 645 nucleotides long. RefSeq names its product coiled-coil-helix-coiled-coil-helix domain containing 7 (gene CHCHD7). The transcript is spliced from 4 exons. The coding region runs from base 354 to 611 and encodes 85 amino acids. Gene Ontology annotation, biological process: mitochondrial respiratory chain complex assembly. The record is from RefSeq and is a predicted model, not a curated record. Gene Ontology annotation, cellular component: mitochondrion. NCBI's taxonomy places the organism in Eukaryota, Metazoa, Chordata, Mammalia, Scandentia, Tupaiidae.